AUCGGAUGAAUAUGUAAUAAAUAAUAGCCAUUAAGCUUUUGUUGAUUGUAGUGUAGAUUUUGCAUUGUUCAUGGGGACUGGUCAUGUCAAACGUAAAAGAAAAUACAACAAAAAAACAGAAUGAGGACCGUGAGAAUUGGUCUGGGCGCCUUGAUUUUAUCAUGUCCUGUAUUGGAUAUUCAGUUGGAAUAGGCAACAUAUGGAGGUUUCCAUAUCUAUGUUAUAAAAAUGGUGGAGGCGCCUUCUUAAUUCCCUACCUGUUAUUUAUGGUCGUAGGAGCAGUUCCUAUUUUUUUCCUUGAGUAUGCGGUUGCCCAAUUCUCUAGCAGCAGUACCCUUACAGUUUGGAAAAUAUGUCCACUGAUGAAAGGUGUUGGUUACGGAGCAUUACUUGUUUCAGCAAUAUUCUGUGUAUACUUCAACAUAUUUAUGACAUGGACGCUAUAUUUCCUCUAUCAGUCAAUGACAUCAGUGUUGCCAUGGAGUCACUGCAACAAUGAAUGGAAUACAGAAAAUUGCCUAGAUAGUUCCAGAUACAAUGCAUCAAUUUCAAAUGUAUCAAAAGAAGGCAAUUGGUCUAUGAGCAAAAAUUUAACCAAAAUGACUGCAAGUGAGGAAUAUUGGAAAUUUAACGUGCUUCAGAUAACUUCAGGGAUUGAAGAUGUAGGCAGCAUAAGAUUAGAGCUUUUAGCAUGUCUAUUUAUAGCAUGGGUUCUGGUAUUCCUUUGUCUAUUUAAUGGUAUAAAGUCAUCUGGAAAGAUUGUAUAUGUCACCGUUACAUUCCCAUACAUUGUGCUGGUUAUAUUUCUAGUCAGAGCAGUCACCUUACCUGGUGCUAUAGAAGGCAUUAAAUUCUUUAUAAUUCCAAAGUGGCACAAUUUGCUUUCAACAAAGGUCUGGGGUGAGGCUGCUGUGCAGAUUUUCUUUUCGUCUGGUGCUGGAUGGGGAGCAAUUUUAACUUUAGCUAGUUUUAACAAAUUUCAUCAUAAUAUGUAUAGGGAUGCCAUGAUUGUACCAGCAAUCAACAGUGGAACAAGUAUUUUUGCUGGCUUCGUCACAUUUUCUAUCCUGGGAUUUAUGGCGCACGAGAAAGGAAUGGCAGUUGAAGAUGUCCUGACACAAGGUCCAGGUUUAGUGUUCAUGGCUUAUCCAGAAGCUAUAUCACGACUUCCUGUUUCACCAUUGUGGUCGAUUCUCUUUUUCCUGAUGAUGCUAACAAUUGCUAUUGAUACACAGUUUGGGACUUUUGAAACCAUAACGAGUGCACUGACAGACGAAUUUCCACAACUGUUAAGGAAAAGGAAAAUGCUGGUAACAGCUGGAGUCUGCUUUUUAGGAUUGGUGUUAGACAUACCACUUAUAAUGCAAGGAGGCAUAUAUAUUUUACAAAUAGUGGAUUGGUACUGUGGACUGUUUACACCAAUGCUUGUUGCUGUGAUAGAAUGUAUCGUCAUAGGGUGGAUUUAUGGUACAGAUCAAUUUUAUAAAGACAUAGAAAUGAUGAUAGGAUACAAACCAUGCAGAUGGUGGUCAAUCUUUUGGAAAUUCAUAACACCAAUCGUUAUAAUGGUAAUGUUAGUUUUCAACAUGACACAACUGCAACCAGUAUCAUAUAACACAUACCAAUAUCCAUCAUAUGCUAUUGUGAUCGGCUGGGUUGUUGGGAUGGUGUCAGUAGUACCUAUUCCAUUAUAUAUGAUAAAGGCAGUAGCGUGUGCUGAGGGUACCAUUCAGCAGCGAAUAAGAUGUCUUCUGCGACCCGUUUCCGAAUGGGAAACAUUCUUAAAAAAAGAGAAGAAUCGAAUGGAAACCUGUACAUUGACAUAUUUUAAAUCGACUGAGAUAGACAAAUGUGAAUCGAAUUCCACAAAAACCACUGGUGAAAUACAAAAUAUGCUCUAACUUUAUAAAUGUUUACAACAUAAUGUUUGAGGGAAAUUAAAAAGUAUUUAAAUAAAGAUUUUUAAAAAUAUUA
This is a messenger RNA of Mytilus californianus (California mussel), 1974 nucleotides long. Its product is annotated as sodium- and chloride-dependent glycine transporter 2-like. Lineage: Eukaryota; Metazoa; Mollusca; Bivalvia; Mytilida; Mytilidae. The transcript has 14 exons. Gene Ontology annotation, biological process: sodium ion transmembrane transport. Bases 84 to 1901 code for a protein of 605 amino acids. The record is from RefSeq and is a predicted model, not a curated record. Gene Ontology annotation, cellular component: membrane.